This is a messenger RNA of Oncorhynchus gorbuscha (pink salmon), 2070 nucleotides long. RefSeq lists its product as uncharacterized. The coding region runs from base 583 to 1341 and encodes 252 amino acids. The transcript has a single exon. Lineage: Eukaryota; Metazoa; Chordata; Actinopteri; Salmoniformes; Salmonidae. The record is from RefSeq and is a predicted model, not a curated record.
CUGUGUUGAAUUUGAGUAUAUGCAAUGACCCCGUGCUCAAUUUACAGAAACACAAAUGUGUUUUAAGAAGACAGUUAUAGUAAUUGCAAUGACCCCAACAAUUUACAUAAAUAUAGGAGUAUAUCGUGUUUUCCUGUUAGAACACUUUUACAACCAAGUCGACGACUGACAGAUUUUAAAUGAACAAAAUAUGUUGGUUGGGUGACUAAACUACCGUGUGCAAUGGGUGAAUAGAGUCUGCAGACACACAAUGCAUACAGCAGCAGUAGGUGACACUGAAAGCUUCAGUUUACUUUAUGGACAAGCUAUUAGCAAGUUAGACAGACAAACCAUGACAUUUUCCUCCAUUCCGAAGUCCCCACAUCAUGCAUUGAGCUAAAAGUUAACUUACCUUGCAUUCGCUAUAAAGUAGUGUGUGGUGGUCACGAAGAUGACUCAAGAGAUUUGAAGUGUUUUUUCGCCCUUUUCGCAGCAAUUUUCUUUUGCUUGUUCUGCAGAGAUGGUGAUCAUCUUCGAUUUAAGUUUCCCUCAGCACUUUUGUAAAACCCAAAAAACGACCACACUUCAGAUUUGAAUUUGACCAUGGUUUAUCGUGAAACCGGUAACCGUUUCAUCCCUUACUGCAACUUGUCAUCCCUGUACUUCCAUGACUACAGUAAGGUGGAUGUGGCGUUCUGUCCUGCAGUGCAGCAGCAGGCUCAGAAGGACAAGAGGGAGAAGGACAAGGUCCACCUGUUAGCCCUGAGCUUCACCCAGCAGCAGCAUGGCCUGCGUCUGGCCCAGCAGUACAAUGUCAGCAGCAGUAAGCUAAAGGGCAGCCUAGAGGACAAGAGGGAGAAGGACCAGGUCCACCUGUUAGCCCUGAGCUUCACCCAGCAGCAGCAUGGCCUGCGUCUGAUCCAGCAGUACAAUGUGAGCAGCAGCAUGGCCUGCGUCUGGCCCAGCAGUACAACGUCAGCAGCAGCAUGGCCUGCGUCUGGCCCAGCAGUACAACGUCAGCAGCAGCAUGGCCUGCGUCUGGCCCAGCAGUACAACGUCAGCAGCAGCAUGGCCUGCGUCUGGCCCAGCAGUACAACGUCAACAGCAGCAUGGCCUGCGUCUGGCCCAGCAGUACAACGUCAGCAGCAGCAUGGCCUGCGUCUGGCCCAGCAGUACAAUGUCAGCAGCAGCAUGGCCUGCGUCUGGCCCAGCAGUACAACGUCAACAGCAGCAUGGCCUGCGUCUGGCCCAGCAGUACAACGUCAGCAGCAGCAUGGCCUGCGUCUGGCCCAGCAGUACAACGUCAGCAGCAGCAUGGCCUGCGUCUGGCCCAGCAGUACAAUGUCAGCAGCAGUAAGCUAAAGGGCAGCCUAGAGGACAAGCAGUGCCACCUGGUUUCUCUAAAACAGUCCAGCCACCAACACAGGUAAGGCCUCUACGUAAUCAUUCCUUGGUUCAAGGGAACAGUUUUUUUUUUUAAGGUGACACCAUCAAGAUAAAGGCGAGAUUAUUUAGCCACAAUGUAUUGAGCAAUACCUACUAACUAUGUAGUAUGAAUAUUUUUUAAAAGUGUACUGUAGCUAAAGAUGAAUGUUUUGACAUUCAUUUCCCAGCCUCCCAGACCCCAGCUUCCCUGUUCCAGCAGAUCUCCUUCUGCGGGAAGGGCAGACCGAGGACAGUACACCUGUGCAUCUCAUCACAUCUGUCCAGCUAUCAUCUGGGCCAGGGGACCAAAGCAACAAGACCAAGAACCCGAUCCAGGUGAUCUCUAGCUCAGUGACAGCCCAGCCUCAGCAGCCACAGAACCAGCUCACUAUUAACUCUGAGCCCAGGGAACUCUCUAGAAUCCUGGAGCUGACUGUGGAGCUACCAAAUGUUCACUCCAUCACAGAGUGCCAUCUCAUCAUUUCCUAGGUCAGGGACCUCUCUAGAAUCCUGGAGCUGACUGUGGAGCUACCAAAGGUUCAGUCCAUCACAGAGUGCCAUCUCAUCAUUUCCUAGGUCAGGGACCUCUCUUAGAAUACGUGGACAACUACAAAUACUUAGGUGUCUGGUUAGACUGUAAACUUUCCUUCCAGACCCAUAUCAAAC